UGGCCUCUCGCCAAUUUAUAAUCUAAACCCGCAGACCUGACCUAUCUUUUACCACAUUUAUUUUGAAACUGAUGGCAUUAUGAUCACCAAAUGCAGAGUAAACAACAGGAAUUCUGCAGAUGCUGGAAAUUCAAGCAACAUACAUCAAAGUUGCUGGUGAACGCAGCAGGCCAAGCAGCAUCUAUAGGAAGAGGUGCAGUCGACGUUUCAGGCCGAGACCCUUCGUCAGGACUAACUGAAGGAAGAGAACAAAAUCCAUUCAUGGAGCAAAAGAAAACAAUUGUUGUGGAGUUACCAAUCGUGCAGCAAAAUAGCACUAAAGGUGUCUUUUUGAAAGGAGUAGACUAUCUGUCUGGCGAUAUGAAAGAAUUUGGUUCCUGGAUCAAAGAGCAGAACAUUAUGUUUCAAUUUAUCGACUGGGUCAUGCGUGGUGUUGCUCAGGUGAUGUUUGCCAACAAUCCUCUGAGUGGGCUUGUUAUUUUAAUUGGACUCAUUGUGCAGAAUCCAUGGUGGGCACUGAAUGGCUUCCUUGGGACAGUGUUCGCAACUUUGUCGGCACUUUUGCUCAAUCAUGACAGGUCCAUGAUUGCAGCAGGGCUUUCUGGGUACAAUGGCAUAUUGGUUGGUACUCUACUGGCUGUAUUUUCUGACAAAGGAGAUUGGUAUUGGGUGUUGUUGCUGGCUGUGAUCCUCAUGUCAAUGUUCUGCCCUAUUAUUUCCAGUGCCUUGGCUGCCGUCAUGGGAAAAUGGGAUCUACCAGUUUUCACGCUGCCUUUUAACUUAACUGUUGCUUUGUUCAUGGCUGCUACAGGACACUACAAUCAGCAUUUCCCUCAGGUUCUUAUUGAACCUGUACAUACAAUGCAAAAUAUUACAUGGUCUGAUCUCAGUAUACCUAUGCUCUUGAAAUCUGUCCCAGUGGGAGUUGGACAGGUGUACGGCUGUAACAAUCCCUGGACUGGUGGAAUUUUCAUUGUUGCAUUAUUUAUCUCAUCUCCAAUCAUCUGUCUGCAUGCUGUACUUGGGUCAUGUGUAGGUGUAUUGGCAGGAUUAUCUUUGGCUUCACCAUUUCAGAAAAUCUAUAAUGGAUUAUGGAGUUACAACUCUGUCCUUGCCUGCAUUGCAGUGGGUGGAAUGUUUUAUGCUUUGACAUGGCAGACUCAUUUCUUGGCAAUAAUAUGCUCAAUUUUCUGCGCUUUGUUAGGAGAAGCACUCAUGAAUAUGAUGUCUGUGUUUGGAUUACCUGCAUGCACUUGGCCUUUCUGCCUUUCCACAACUGUAUUUCUCCUAAUGAAGAGUAACCACAAAGACAUCUAUAAAUUAGCGCUAUGUGAAGUGACGUACCCUGAGAAGAACAGAAAGAUCUAUCUGGAAAUGAAGGAGACUGAACAAAUUUUGCCAAACGAAUUGUGUAGUGGCCCUCUCCUUUAUACAACAUCUCAAUCAAGAAUUAAUGAUCAAGUUGCUGAAGAAGAGAAGUUCACUGGGUCAAAUCAGAAAAGCGUUCUUCUUGUGACAAAUGUAGAUUUCAAGAUCUAUGAGGUAGAAGAAAUAUAAAAAGAAGCCAAGAAUGAAAGCCCAUCAACUAAAUUAAAAGUCAGAAUAGACAAAGCGGUGUACAGUAGGUAACAAUGUCUGAGCUAUCUGUAUUUCAUUUGUGAAAGCGAAGAUUCCCAUAAAAAACUUAUUCUAGUCAAAGGUGUGCAAAUGUCAGUUCUGAACUAAAGCUUUUGAUUCGUAAAUGUUGAUUAAUCCCUGACAAACAAUCCCCACAAAAUUACGCACAAUAGUGAAUUGAUAUUAUAUUGCAUCCUCCAUAGUCACUAAAUCUAGCAAUGAAUUUAGCAGCCAUGCAGUAGUUCAUUGUAAAAUAAUGGGAAAUGCAACAGCAAAUUCCCUUGCUCUUCAUUUAAACAAUAAGAUAAAAUUAAAGUUGAAAAGCUAGUACUUCUGAUAAUGUAGUAUUCCCUAAGUAUUUAGUAAUAAAGAAUUUUGCGCACAAGCAACUGAAAAAGAAUUUGUAAAUGUCUGAUUUGACAUUGAAAGUGCUCUCAACAGAACCAUGCAUAACACAGUGUUGUGUGUGAUAAAUAGCUGGAAACCAGAAUUUAAAACUCUAAUGAAAGGUAAUGCAUAAUUUUGUGAAAGUGAAACCAUCAUUUAGAAAUUGCUGGAGAUAUUAUCAAUUGACCACUUAAGACAUUCAUUACUUCAUUAAUUUUAUUGGUUAUUUUAAAUGGACUGGGUUGGAAAACUGAAUUUUCCUCAAACAGCUGAGCAGGAUAGGUCAAAUCAUCCUGGAGCAUUAAAAAUACAGAACAGAUUGAUAAAUGGAAUUGAAAUUCACAACUAAUGGAUAUUGGAAUAAAUUCAAUGCAACAAAUGGCCCAUUUUGUUGCAGUGUUUAAUGCUUCAGUUGAAACACCCAUAAAACCUGAAUGUUUUAAACAUUUACAGGUAAUUUCCAGGCUGGUGCUUCUAUUCUGUAUUAUAGUCUGAAUAAAUGUAGAUCAAGUAGAAUAGACCAAAUGAUGUCCUUCUCUGUCAUAUAUUAUAUCAAAGUCUGAUUCUUCUGAAUGUUCAGCCUUGCAUUACAAUUAUAUCUCAUUGUCUCUAUUAAAUGCUCCAUUAUCUUGACUUUAAAACUUAAUUAAUCAGAUGGCUGAUUCUACAAAUCACACUUAGUCAUGGAUUUCUAACCAUUUUAAUAGAUAAAAAUGAUAACAAGUAUGUAUCUGGCCUGCUUAUUUUAUACAGAAAAGCUAUUUUGUGAAAUUUAACAAUUAAUAUGUUUCCAGACAUAAAGCAAUAAAAAUGUUUUUAAAAUGAGAACUUAAAUAUAGAAAAUGCUGUUUAAUACUACGGUCAGCAUUUAGAAUUUAAAAAUUGGUUACCAAUUCGGUGUUUAUCUUCAGUCCUUCCUAUCUUUCUCCUGGAUAGCCUAUACUCAUGUUGGUUAAACUGUCUCAAUCAAAUAUUUGGAAAUGCCUUCUAUUAUUUAGUGUGUCCAAUGAAUAGGAGUCAGAAAUAGUUGUAUUAAACAAACACAUUAUUCUCCUGGUGUUUAUCAAUAGUAUAGAUCUUGGAAUACUCAAACACUGAAUGUGAAAUAUUUAAAUUCACCUUGAAUUGUGCCAACCAUCAGACUUUAUGGCUUUUCUGUUGAAACAACUCAAUAUACGUAUUUUUGCCUUUGCUAAUCUAAUUGUUGUGAACACAGAUCAGAGUGAUCCAUAGAUGAGACUAUAGAAAGAUAUUCAGAUUUUCAAUGUAAGGUUUAUUGAACACAUCAGUAGAUCUAAGAUGGUGUGCCCAUCCCAAAUAUCAGAACCAGAACCAGGUUAAUAUAUUGUGAUACGCUCUUCUGAAUAUAUCAGUCCACUGAACAUAUACAGUAGGUCCACUGAAGAAUUACAGCUAUCUCACUUUUUCUGUUAUUUAGUGACCAAAACUGCUGGAAAUGCUAACUUAUAAUUGUUGUCCCUAAUUCUGUUAAGCAAGAUCAACAGAGCUCUUGCUCCCUGCAGAGAGGAGUAAGAAAGGGCAAAAAUGGGUCACUUAGGUCAGGCAUGGGGAACCUAAUACUGUAGAGAAUUUAGGGCAUAGAAAUUGAAGCAAGAAGUUAAAAGGAAAACAAUACUGAAGGCAUGAAAAACUAAUGGCAAAUAAAUGUAAAGAAAAUCCAAAGGUUUUUACAGAGGGCAACUGAAAGAUGUAUAAGGCCUCCUCAGGACCAAAAAGGUAACUGGUAUGUGGAGGUGAAAGUAGAAGACAUGAAAAAGGUACUUAAUGAACAUGGUUCAACUCACAAAAGAAGAGGAUGAUGCUGUACUUAAGAAGGAUAGCUAUGAAAUAUAGGAUGGCAUAAACAAAGGGAGAGCAGAUUUAUCAAGUGGUUUAGCAAUAUUGAAGGUAAAAGCCAAACUGAAAAGUAACCCAUGCAAAGUUCAAAGUAAAUUUAUUAUCAAAGUACAUAUAUGCCACCAUAUACUACCCUGAGAUUCUUUUUCUUGCGGGCAUUCAGAGUAAAUACAAAGAAACGUAAUAGAAUCAAUGAGAAACCACACAAGACAGAGAUGGACAAACAACCAAUUUGGAAAAGACAACAAACUGUGCAAAUACUAAAAAAGAAAAAAAUAUAUAUAAAAUAAAUAAAUAAAUAAGCAAUAAAUAUUGAGAACACGAGUUGUAGAGUCUUUAAAAGUGAGUCCAUAGGUUGUGGAAUGAUCUCAGUGUUGG
Mobula hypostoma (lesser devil ray) is the source of this 4239-nucleotide messenger RNA. RefSeq names its product urea transporter 2-like. Gene Ontology annotation, molecular function: urea transmembrane transporter activity. Lineage: Eukaryota; Metazoa; Chordata; Chondrichthyes; Myliobatiformes; Myliobatidae. Bases 91 to 1557 code for a protein of 488 amino acids. Gene Ontology annotation, biological process: urea transmembrane transport. The transcript has 10 exons. The record is from RefSeq and is a predicted model, not a curated record. Gene Ontology annotation, cellular component: membrane.